UAUUGCUGAGUGAGUCCUGCAGCUAUCACUGACACCGAUACCCGCCUCCAGGCGCGCGAUGUUACAGAGCAUCGGUCUGACCCUGCUGGUCUUGGUCGCCACUCUCUUAUGCGUCCUCUUGUUUAUGCUUUUCGGUUGGUAUGUGGUGUGGCAGCUGUUUCUGUCCAAGUUUAAAUUCCUUCGUGAACUUGUAGGUGACACCAGUUCACUGCAGGGAGAUACUGAACCAUCAGAGACUGAAACCGUAGGGGACUUGCCACCCAUACCUCUACGCCACAGACCCAAAUCAGCACGUGUACGGAGGGCACCAAUCGAAGGAACAACAUAGAGAACCAAAUUGGAGCUUUGCUCCGUUUAUUUGAAAUAAUUCAUCGGCUUUUAAGCUCCAUUACAAUCUAUGAUUGACUUGCCGUGCUUUAUAAUUUAAUGAUUGACUUGCUAAAACUACAUUCUCUUGGAAUUGAAGAAUUUUAAAGCUUUUGGGUCUCACAGAAAUGCAUGGAGCUAGUUUAAUUUACCAGUGUUGCAUCAUCUAAUUUUCUCGCAGUGCUGAGAAAAUCAGUUUGCUUAUGAGUUGGCAAGUCACUUGGUCCUAGAUUACUUAGGUGCUUGAGUCCUGGAUCAAAUAGCACCACCAACUGUAAUCUAAGUUUUAUUGAAUAUGUUUCUGGUUUGUGAAUUACUGAAUUACUGAACUAAGUAAUAAGUUUAUGGUAUGAAGUAGCACUUUUCAAUAUGUAUAUUAUUUGAAUCUUGCUUUAGGUGCUUCCAAUUUAUUUUAAAACUUUUCACAUAAUUAUGAAAAAACACAUUGAACAUGUUUACAUUAUAGGUAUUCCUUUUUCUACUGCAUCUUUCCUGCUUUAACAUGUCAAUAGAAACAAGCUGACCUGCUUUCAUAUAGAUUAACAAUAUAAGAGCUACACACCUCUUGGGAUGGGAUUUCAACUUCUACUACCCUGUAGCUGACAUACUGAUAUUUAUUAGAUUCCCUCCUUGUUUCAUCAGUUACACUAUGGCUAUUUUUUAUAGAUUUCUGAA
Messenger RNA from Carcharodon carcharias (great white shark), 1041 nucleotides. It is a transcript of the gene smim13, whose product is annotated as small integral membrane protein 13. Bases 59 to 328 code for a protein of 89 amino acids. NCBI's taxonomy places the organism in Eukaryota, Metazoa, Chordata, Chondrichthyes, Lamniformes, Lamnidae. The transcript has 2 exons. The record is from RefSeq and is a predicted model, not a curated record.